Messenger RNA from Penicillium verhagenii, 849 nucleotides. RefSeq names its product DODA-type extradiol aromatic ring-opening family dioxygenase. The transcript has 5 exons. The coding region runs from base 1 to 849 and encodes 282 amino acids. The record is from RefSeq and is a predicted model, not a curated record. Gene Ontology annotation, molecular function: oxidoreductase activity, acting on single donors with incorporation of molecular oxygen; zinc ion binding; ferrous iron binding. Lineage: Eukaryota; Fungi; Ascomycota; Eurotiomycetes; Eurotiales; Aspergillaceae.
AUGAGCAACUCCUCAACCACGCGUCUGCCAACUUAUUUCAUCGGUCAUGGUGGUGUCAGUAUUAUGUUUAAGCCCGAGCACGAAGCCGUCAGACAAGGCUUGCGUGAACUUGGAAAAGAAAUCAAAGCCCUGAAACCAGAAGCAAUUGUUCUGACUUGUGGCGAGUUCGAAGGUGAAAGUGAUGCUAUUCAAGUAAAUUUCAAAGAGCCAACCAAGGUGUGGCAUGAUCUUGGCCCUUCGUGGAGGAAGACAUUUCCCCAUGUAUUUGAAUACCAGUACGCUCAUAAAUCCUCCCGCGCAUUGGCCGAGAAGGUAUUCAACCACCUCCAAAGCCAAGGCGUGAAGGUAGAGAGUACCGAGAGAGAUCUGGACCACGGCGUAUGGGUUCCCUUCAAACUUAUGUUCCCAGAAGGAGAAGACGAACUGGACGUUCCAAUCUUACAGAUUUCAACAUAUGCGGGUGACGAUCUCAACGCUCAUGUUGAACUGGGAAAAGCUCUCUCAACUCUUGGAGAUCGUAUUUUGCUGAUAGGCUCUGGAAUGUUAUGUCACAACCUCCCGGCCACCCGACAGGGCACCAGUGAUACCAGUAUUGCCCUCGCUUUGGAAGCCGCUGCUAAGAAUGCCCUGGAUGCGCCGACGCCUCGAGAACGGACUGCCAGGUUCUUGGAUUUCCAGAGUCGAUCUGAUUGGAUUGAUGCUCACCCGACCGCUGAACACGUCUUACCUUUAUAUAUGACACUGGGAGCUGGACACGACCUUGAGGGUUAUGAGGUAUGGAACGAAGACAAAUGCAUCAUCGGGCAGUCAUACUAUACAUUUAGGCUAGGUGCCCUUCCCAGGGCUUGA